GAAGAAGAAGAAGAAGAAGAAGAAGAAGAAGAAGAAGAAGUCUUGACGUAAAUAAGUCUUCGUUACGUCAUGACGCAGCAGCUGUACGUCAAAGUGUUCGGUAAGUCGUCUGUAGUUCCAGUGACUGAUCCCCGGGAGAAGAACCGACAGCUCCGGUGAUGGCGGAGCUCCGUUAAAAGCUCUGUGUUCACCGGCGGAACCGGAGGAGGCUCAGGUGACGUCACCCGGAGGACCGGAGGGCUUCCGGACCCAGUCGCAGUGACUCCCCGUCAGGAGGCUGUGACCCUCGGCCCGUGUCCGCUCGGCUGCCGGUGUCCGCCGGAGCGCGUGAACCCAGAAGGACGCACCUGGUUCUACAAGACGUCAGGUUGUCUGUGUCCUGACUUUGACGAGUCUCAGGCGUCUGGUUUUGUUUCUUGUCGGGGGGGCGGGCCCUCACUGUGAAUGUUUGGGAGAUCUGAAGCUGCAGGAUCAUAGGAGCUGUCCAGGAACCGCCCCCCACUACUGCCAACCAAUCAGCACGCAGCCUGGAGGACCAUGAUGCAUCUGAAGUCACAUCCACAGCUCGUGUGCUCGGCCGUGCACGUGGAGGCGGCCGGGGUUCAGACAUCCCAGCGGAGCAGUCUGUUUGUGGGCCAGCAGGGGGAGCUGCUGAAGAUCAGCAGCAGCCGGCUUCCAUUCAGUGUCAUCUCGACCAACACACUUUGUUGUAUCAACACAACCAGCGGCAGCAGUGUGGCUUCGCUGCGGCUGAAGUCGUCCUGCAGCGCCGCCCUGCAGCUCCUCCCCCCCCCGCCACCAGGCUGCCAGAACGACACAUGCAGACUCUACCAGACCGACACCGAGGACACGGAGACCCCGCUGGACAUCUGGACAGUCAUCAAGCCGGGACAUGUCCGAGAGAAGAUCGCCAUGUUUGCAUCAGAGGGAGGAGGGACGGAGGCGGGAGGCGGUGGAAGCACCUCCUGCAGCAGCUCAGGCUUCUGGGACAGGAAGCUGCCGGUGUCGUGUCAGACACGAACCAUCACGGCAAAGGGCAGCCGGGAGGAGAAGAGCAGCGCCAAGCGACGCCGCAGGGCUGGAAGCAGUCACCGCCUGAGGACCCGAGUCCUGGACCCUCAGCAACACACUCCUGAACCGUCUCCUCAGAGGUCAGGGGUCGGGCAGCGUGAAGGUGAGGAGGUGACGGAGGUGACGGAGGAGGAGCAGCAGAAGGUGUCAGUAGUGGAGAUGGUGGCGUUCCUGGAGCAGAGGACGAGCGAGCAGCAGAUAGACAGUAAACCUGCUCUCACUGUCCAGAGGAGCUCCGCCUCCAUCACGCUCCUCAGACCCAGGGAGGGCCCCGAGGUCCGAGGGGAGGAGCCGGAGAGCCUCAGUGUGACGGACAUGGUGGCCAAGCUGGAGUCGGAGUGCGUGAGGAGGACGGAGGGAGAUCUGUCGAGGAGCAACAGCCUGAGACGGACGGUGGGACGAGUCCUGCUCGCCGCUGGGGACCAGAGCUCCGCCCCCUCCCGUCCAGCGUCUGUGACACUGUCAAUGACAUCAUCAGCUUCUGCAUCAUCGCUGCUGGGAGCUCAGAGUCCAAUCAGCUGCUCAAUGACCCCGUUUAGAGACACCUGCCUGAGCUGUGACCACGCCCCCUCACUCUUCUCAUGUGAGGCUGGGGGGGCUGGGGGGGGCAGCGUCACAGACACCGAGCCUCAGCCCGGCUUGUUGUUUUUGUCUCUGCUUCCUGCACAUCCCCCCCCUCCCCCCACAGAGCCCCGCCCCCCUGCCGUAGGUUACUCUCCUAACUCUGACAGCCAAUCAGAUAACAGGGGGAGGAGACAGGCUGACGGGCGUCAGGAAGAGGAAGUCGCAGGUUUGAGUCUUUGCUGUGAGGCGGUGCAGCCGAGCCGCCGGGCCUCCGUGUCACAUGACUUCCUGGAGAUGCGUCAGCGGCUGCAGCAGCUGCUGGAGCCGCAGCCGCACCUGGUGGUGCUGCCCCACCACCUGCUGCUGAAGAUCCUCGGGCUGCUGCCGACCCAGAGCCUCGCCGCGCUCAAGUGCUGCUGCAGCUUCUUCAGCUUCCUCAUGGACACGUACGGCGUGCGGCCGGCCGACUCGCUCUGGGUGUCCGACCCCCGCUACAGCGACGACCCCUGCAAGCAGUGCAAGAGGAGGAGGGGCCGGGGGGACGUGUCCCGGUGCCGCUGGCACCACAAACCGUUCUGCCAGGCGCUGCCGUACGGCCCGGGCUACUGGAUGUGUUGCCAUGGCACCCGCAGGGACGCGCCUGGCUGCAACGUGGGUCUCCAUGACAACCGCUGGGUGCCGGCGUUCCACAGCAUCAACGUUCCGAUCUACAGGAGAAACCUCGUGGACCACUGAGCCGCUCCCAUGAUGCACCAGCUGACCAGAAGCUCAUGGAUCGAAUCAUGUGACCAGGGCGGUUUCUCGUCAUGUGACAGAAUCAUGAGUCGGUUCAGAUUCUGAUUUAAAGAUUCAGAAACUCAAGUUCCUUCUUGUGCUCUGACAGAAGAACCGUGUGGCGCCCCCUACUGCUCAAACCCCACCUCAUCGUAAACACUGUGCUCACAUCACUGACGUUCUCCUGAUUCCUCUGUUUUCUACAGAAACACUUAUCAGUGGUUCACAGAUGAAGAGGAGUCCCGGCCAGGACUCUUCCUCACUGCCGUCAGUUAUCUGUUGUCUACUGAUCCAUCGACUGAAGUGUCAGAGGAACACGGUGACAGCAGGAGGUCGAUCAGUUCAUCAUCCAAACGGCUCCUGUCCAUCAACUGAUCAGUUGACUGAUGGAUGAAGCUCCACAUCUCACGUGGUCUUCAUCAGCAGGAGCUCCCUUCAAAGAGUUUGUCAUCAUGUCUGAUGAAAACCCUGAGACGGUGGAAAGCUGCAGAAAAUCACUGAAUAGAAAUAGUUGAUGAAAUAAUUGUGAUGAUUUGUGUGGAUGCAGAUCAGCUCCUGCUUUAAUCAACCGACGGAUCAUCUGCUGCUUUAUAAUUGUGUUUGUUUUUUCACCUGUUGAUCGACAUCGAUUUCAAUCGGUGACUUUUCAAACCCGCCUGGAGGUUAGGUGAGUGGGGGCGGGGCUUCAGGGGCGGGGCUCCAGGGGGCGGGGCUUCAGGGGGUCUGAGUGGAGGAACUUAAUAUGCACCUUGUUUGUGUUUACAUGAGUCUAAAGGAGGUUUGUUAUUGAUGUUCAGUCAGCAGCUGAGUGAUCCUCUCAGGACCGAGGGUAGGAUUCUGAAACGUGGCCUUGAUGCAAUAUGAAACUGGAAUGUAGAGAUUAUAAAAAAGAAUAUCGGGAGAAAAUAUAACUUUUGUUUUUGUUUUUUUUAAGUUUUAUUGGUUUCACUUUUCAGGCUGUCCUGGUUUGUUCUCUGUUGAAGAUCUUUAAUAAAGUGUUUUCUCAUUGGUUUGUUUGGGUUUUAAAAUAAAGACUUGUUUUUUCCAUUUUA
This is a messenger RNA of Pleuronectes platessa (European plaice), 3461 nucleotides long. It is a transcript of the gene fbxo34, whose product is annotated as F-box protein 34. Gene Ontology annotation, molecular function: protein binding. The record is from RefSeq and is a predicted model, not a curated record. Lineage: Eukaryota; Metazoa; Chordata; Actinopteri; Pleuronectiformes; Pleuronectidae. Bases 538 to 2370 code for a protein of 610 amino acids. The transcript has 3 exons.